Molecule: messenger RNA, 1032 nt
Organism: Micromonas commoda
Lineage: Eukaryota; Viridiplantae; Chlorophyta; Mamiellophyceae; Mamiellales; Mamiellaceae
Exons: 1
Coding region: 1-1032 (343 amino acids)
Source: RefSeq, a predicted model, not a curated record
AUGUCGACGCGCGGCGACCGUUCGCGUCCCGCGCCCGACCGCGCGGGCGACGCCGACGCGGCGAAGACCUCGCGCCGACCGCGGCGAGACACCGGCUACGUCGGCGAAUCCCCCGCGGACGACGACGAGGUCGGAAGGUCGAUUCCCCGCGGCGACGCGGCGGUCGAGGACGUCACCGUCGCCAUGCGCCAUUUACGGACGGUGGAGGAGGCGGAGGAGGCGACGGCGGAGGAGGAGGACCGCGGCGCGCACGCCGACGACGAGCGCGACGAUGACGACGCGAUGGCGACGGCCCGUCCCGAGCCGCGCGGCGAAUGGACGACGAAGCCGGCGACGGAGACGAGCUGGCGGGGCGACGGCCGAGUCGCGGCGUGGCUAGCCGAGCGCGAGCGCAAGGCGAACAAGCGCGCGCUCGGCCCGCUCCGACGCGCGCGCAAGGAGCUCGAGUGGAUCACGCGCCGGCGCAGCGCGCAGAUCGCGAAUUACAGGCGAGACCGCAAGAUCGAGAUCGAGGAGCAGCGCGAGGCCAUGGCGCAGGCCAAGGUGGCGUCGUACGGCGCCGCGGCCAAGGACGGGGCGGACGUUGUAACGACGAACGACCGCGUCGGCGUCAUUGAGGACGCGGCGGCCGUCAUCGAGCGCUCGCGCGCGAUCGCCCGCCUGCCCGCGCGCGUCAGCGUCCCGCGGUUCAACGCCGCCGGCGGUGCGCGGCGCACCACGAGAGGCGGCCGGAAGAAGAAGACCUCCGCCGCGCUCCCGUGGGUCACCGCGCCCGCGCGAGCGAACCGGCGCUCGAGAACCGACGGCUCGCAAAGGGUUGAACACGCCCCCCACGGCGCGAGGUUCGUCAACCAGCGAAGCGUCUGGGUCGCGCCUGGGGUGUUCGUGCAGAUGGCGCGCGACGACACGAAGGUUCCAAGGGACGCCGCGAGGCGCAACGCGGCGGUGUUCGGGGGCGCGCCCUACGACGCGAGGGAAGAAGAGGCGGCGCGGAGGAGGCGAGCCUCCGACGUUCCAGAGUUUUUCGAGUGA